This is a messenger RNA of Osmerus eperlanus (European smelt), 3037 nucleotides long. RefSeq names its product leucine zipper, putative tumor suppressor 1 (gene lzts1). The record is from RefSeq and is a predicted model, not a curated record. Gene Ontology annotation, biological process: regulation of synaptic plasticity; regulation of dendrite morphogenesis. Lineage: Eukaryota; Metazoa; Chordata; Actinopteri; Osmeriformes; Osmeridae. The transcript has 5 exons. Gene Ontology annotation, cellular component: dendritic spine. The coding region runs from base 333 to 2282 and encodes 649 amino acids.
GGUACGCGUUCGACGUAGGAAUGUGACAGCGCUCGCUUCCUGGGAGAGAUGGGACGCACUCGGGCUCCGGGAUCCAGGGAGACGGAGAGGAGCGAGAGGAGGAAGGGCGGAACGGUAAACAGCCGCUCGGGCCUCAACGCCGCUGUCUCCGGCCGUGGUUCCCGAACACAGUCGCCCAGCGCACGGACGGCUGCACACCGGCCUGGGGGAAGAGCACCGUGAAGGAGAGGAGGAGAUGGAGUCGUCGAUAGUUCCCCUCAGGAACCAUGUGUCCAGCUCUCUCCUCCAGACCAACUAACCCUUUCCGGAACUUUCCUCCUCACUGAAGGACCAUGGGAAGUGUCAGCAGCUUAAUAUCCGGCCACAGCCUCAACAGCAAGCACUGCCAUGCUUCCGAGGUGCGACUGAGGAAGGGCGCCCACGACAAGAAGACGAGUCGCAGCGUGGACGGCCUGUUGCGGUACGGCUUCACCCAGGGCCCCUCCGCCAGCCACGCUCCCAAACCCCUGUCCCAGUUUCAGGCAGGCAGGAGCGAGGACUUCUUCUACAUAAAGGUGGGCCACAAGGCCAGGACGGCCCACCACAGAGGGGGCCCGGCUCCGCCGGAGGACCACGGAGGGGAGGCCCAGGCCAAUCUGGACCCCGAGGGGGGACUGCCCCCUAAACUGCUGCCUAUGUCAGGCAAACUGGAGAGGAGUAUUGAGAAGACACUCAUCCGCCCGACAGCCUUCAAGCCUGUCAUCCCCAGGAGCACAUCAUCCUCCGACACUAUCGACCGCUCGGACCAUGUCCUCCUCGGCUCCGCCGAGAGGACCUCCAGAGACCCGCCCGGACACAAGCAGGACACCCUCUCGGGGACUCUCUCGGACUCGGGGAGGAACUCCAUGUCCAGCCUGCCCACUCACAGCACCAACGGCAGCCUGAGGGCCUCGGCGGGCCCCCCGCCUCACCACGCGGGGGGCCCAGCCUGCGGCCCCGGCGUGACCCCCAUCCCCCAGCCCAACGCGCCCCCGUGGACCAACAGGCACUGCGUCUCCAGCAGCACCCGGGGCUUCGGGCCGGCCGAUGGCGGCGGCGGCGGCGGGACGAACGCCAACGUCUCCCCGUCCUCUUCCAAGCCGACGCCCAGCCCCCUGCUGGAGGAGAGGGGCGGGGGCCUCCGUUCGCCCAUCACCCCGGACGACUCGCUGAUCGAGGGUCUGGAGCGGCGCCUCCUGGAGCGCGAGACGGAGCUCCAGGAGCUGCAGGUGAGCUUCGAGGACAAGGAGGACGGCACCUGCCGCCUGUUUGAGGAGAAGCAGCGCUACUGCGCCGAGGAGAUGGAGGGCCUGAAGGAGCGCUGCUCCACCAAGCUCCGCCAGGCGUCCCAGCGGGUGGCGCGGAGCCAGCAGGCGCUGCAGCUGCAGCUGGGCCAGCUGGAGACGGACAAGCGGAGGCUGCAGGACGAGCUGGCCCAGGUGGCCCGGGAAAAGGAGCUGGCGGAGGUCAGGCUGAGGUCGUACGAGUCCGAGCAGCUGGCUCCGACCCUGGAGGAGACCCAGUGGGAGGUCUGCCAGAAGACGGGAGAGAUUUCCCUGCUGAAGCAACAGCUGAGAGACUCCAAGGCGGACGUCGCUCACAAGCUGAACGAGAUCGUCACUCUCAGAGCCUCGCUGAAAGAGACCAGAGGCAAGAUGGAGGUUCUCGAACAGCAGAACAAAGAGCACGAGGAAAGGAUUCAUUGUCGGACAGUGGAAGUUGAGGUAUGCCAAAAUGAGCUUCAGCGCAAGAAGAAUGAGGCAAACCUGCUGAGAGGGAAAGUGGGCAAGCUGGAGACAGACAUCCAGGGCAUGAAGCACGAUCUGGCCCUGGCAAAAGAACAGAGACAUCAGCAAGCCCUGAAACAACAGGCCCAGGCUCUGGCUCAGGUCCAGGCCGCACAACAGUUGGGCCAGAGCGGGGCCCCAUGCCAGGCCGAGGAUAAGGGGGGACACAUGCCCACGGACUCCCUCCAGAGAGAGGUGGAGAGACUGAGAGGAGAGCUCAGGGAGGAGAGAGAGACUCAGGAGAGGCUGGCCGACAGCUUCGAGCAGGAGAGGCAAACGUGGAACAGGGAGAAGGACAGAGUGAUCAAGUACCAGAGACAGCUCCAGAUCAACUACCUGCAGAUGUACAAGAAGAACCAGGACUUGGAGAGGAUUCUGCAGGAGCUCACUGCAGAGCUGGAUAGUCGGCCAGACCUGGACCUGGACAUCCAUAGCUCAGGAUUACACUACGAAGACAUGAUCGCCACAGAGAUUUGAGCAACGAGCUUUGAGUCACAUCAGCACUGGUACUACCUUCUUCAGGAACAGAUGAACAUGACCUGAUCCAUUGCGAUAACAGGGUAGCACAUCACAUAAUCAUACCAUCACCUUAAAAGCAGCAUGACAACAAAUGAUCUAUCACCGCUAUCUAACAAAAGCCAUUUAAGAUGAUCAAGAUGGUUCAACAAUGGAUGUGUGAAAUAUAACAGUGAUAGAUCAUUUCUCGUGAACUGGUCAUGUAUUAUUGAAAUCGCUAUAUCAUUCCCAGGACUGUAAAGCAGGCGUUAAGUUUUUGUCACCCAUUAUGUUUAAUGGACGGCAGCAGCAUUUGCAAAUGUUUUUAUCCCUCCAGGCAGUUUUUCAGCUGCUGUCAACUUGAGGUAUUGUGAUAUUGCACAUGUCGAGUGCUCCGUAAAACGUUUCAGCUUCAGAUAAAAGAUUUUUAUUUUAAUAUUAACGACUAAGCCGGCAGGCCACAGUGUUGUAUUGCUAAGUGUUUGAAAUGACGUGGAAUGUCUAAAGAAUGUACGUUGGCACACGUCCGUUGUGACUGAACAGGAGGGUGAACGUGAUCUGAAUGUACCUCGUGCCACUGAAUUUCACAACUUAGGAUCCAAUAUCUCAUCGUUUCACAAUCAGUCCACUUGAAUACUAAUGUGUCUGCCCGCCACAAUAUCCUUUGCUCUAUUUAUUUCACGAACUGUACACACGACGACACAGAUGAGGGUUUUUAGUAUCAGAAAUAAAGUCUA